CUUCUGACGUAGAUUUAUUGUAAACACGUGUGGGGGGGAAAAUGGGAAAAGAGAAAAAAGAGAAAAGAAAAUCUGAGGGUGGCGAAGAAGUAGAAGAAAAGGAUGGUAAAGAGGCGUGGCUAGAAAAAACAAAGUAUCUGAGUCCGAUAUCGAAACCACUUGCCCCUAGAAAACUCACCAAAAGACUUUACAAAGUAAUCAGAAAAGCCCAGUCAAAGAAGAACAUUGUGUCUGGAAUAAAAUUUGUACAGAAAAGUAUUCGAAAAGGAGAUCAUAAUGGGAUAAUGAUUCUGGCUGGUGAUGUUUCUCCAAUAGAUGUUAUCUCACAUAUUCCUAUUCUUUGUGAGGAAAACCAGAUCCCAUACUGUUAUGUUCCAUCUAAAACAGAUCUUGGUGCUGCCUGUGGAAACAGAAGAUCUAUGAGUCUGCUGAUUGUGAAACCUAAUGAGGAUUACAAAGAACUGUUUGAGGAGUGUAAAAAUGAAGUAGAAAAUCUCCCCAUGCCAGUCUGAGAUAGAUGUAUCUGGCCUUGCCAGGAACUAAGGCCAGGAACUAGGAGGAAAUCAUCGCAGAUUUUCAUUUUUUGUCAAAACAUUUUCAGACUCAUUAAUUCCAUAAGAUGUUUCUUUUCAUAACUAAGAAUGUACAUAUUGUUAAGAUUGUAAUACAUACAUGUACAUGUAUAUCUUGUUAAAAAAUGAGAGAUGUUAGGUAGGAUACAUCUUUAUGAGCUUCAUAAUUCAUCAAAUAUUGUAUGUUUAUGAAAUGUAUUACUCUAUUGAAAAUUUUACAAUUCUGUUGGUGAAAAUAACUAAAAUGUCACAAUGUGACAUGCUAAUGGUAAAGAAUACCUCUAGAUGUACAAGAGAAACUGUUUUGACUAGAGAUUAGCCCUGUAUUAUGGGUUUAUUAUUGUCCAGAUUAGUCUUAUACAGUGAGCUUAAGCUAAAUAAAAACCGAAAACUUUUA
Saccostrea echinata is the source of this 969-nucleotide messenger RNA. Its product is annotated as H/ACA ribonucleoprotein complex subunit 2-like protein. Gene Ontology annotation, cellular component: nucleolus; box H/ACA snoRNP complex. Gene Ontology annotation, biological process: ribosome biogenesis; snRNA pseudouridine synthesis; rRNA pseudouridine synthesis. The transcript is spliced from 4 exons. Gene Ontology annotation, molecular function: box H/ACA snoRNA binding. Bases 42 to 512 code for a protein of 156 amino acids. NCBI's taxonomy places the organism in Eukaryota, Metazoa, Mollusca, Bivalvia, Ostreida, Ostreidae. The record is from RefSeq and is a predicted model, not a curated record.